Molecule: messenger RNA, 5628 nt
Organism: Electrophorus electricus (electric eel)
Lineage: Eukaryota; Metazoa; Chordata; Actinopteri; Gymnotiformes; Gymnotidae
Gene: pbrm1
Product: polybromo 1
Biological process (GO): transcription elongation by RNA polymerase II; chromatin remodeling
Cellular component (GO): SWI/SNF complex; RSC-type complex
Molecular function (GO): chromatin binding; protein binding
Source: RefSeq, a predicted model, not a curated record
UUUUUUUUCCUCUAAUAAAUCAAUCGGGCUUUUCGAACAUUUGCUCCCCUCGCACUCGCAAAGAAGCCCGAAAAGGAACAGAAGAAUCCUUUGUAAUGGGGUCUAAACGGAAGAGGACUACAUCCCCGUCCAGCAGUGUGAGCGGCGGAGACUUUGAAGACAGCCAGCCGGCAUCGCUACCCUCAACCAGUCGCAAGAGAAGAAGAACCGCCAACAUUCCUACAGUUGAUCCAAUUGCUGUGUGCCAUGAGCUUUACAACACAAUCAGAGACUAUAAGGAUGAUCAGGGGAGGAUGCUGUGUGAGCUCUUCAUUCGGGCUCCGAAGAGGAGGAACCAGCCCGACUACUACGAUGUGGUGUCGCAGCCUAUCGACAUGAUGAAAAUCCAGCAGAAGCUGAAGAUGGAGGAGUACGAUGACGUGGAGCAGCUGACGGUCGACUUCCAGCUCCUCUUCAACAACACUAAGGCUUACUACAAACCCGAAACUCCGGAAUACCGGGCUGCGUGUAAGUUAUGGGACCUCUACAUCCGCACCAAAAAUGAGUUUGUGCAGCGAGGCGACUAUGAGGAAGAUGAUGAUGACGUGGACGACUCCCAGGACAAUCCCGGAGGUUCAACGGAGGACGAGCCUGUGUCCAGUCUUCGGGAGGUCUUGGAACAGCUGCUGGACACUGUGUUAACAUUCACCGAACAUGGCAGACUCAUCAGUGAACUCUUCCAGAGGCUUCCUUCUAAAAUUCAAUACCCAGAUUAUUAUGCUAUCAUCAAAGAUCCAAUCGAUCUUAAGACCAUUGCUCAACGGAUACAGAUUGGCUACUACAAAAGUGUGAAUCACAUGGCCAAGGACAUUGACCUCUUAGUCAGAAAUGCCAAAACGUACAAUGAACCUGGAUCACAGGUGUUCAAGGAUGCCAACAACAUCAAAAAGAUCUUUGCCCAGAGGAAGAUGGAACUGGAGCACACUGAGCCUGUUAAAAGCAGUAUCCGAAUCCGGAACAGGAGGUCCGCUCAUGGAGAGCGUCUGUCCUCCAUCACCACGGCACUGCAGUACGGCUCGGAGAGCGAUGAAGACAGCGUUCUAGCAGGCUCGGUGCACUACGACGAGGGCGAGUCAGAGGCCGAGAGCAUCCACUCCAACAUGGACAUGUCCAAUCCCAUCUUCCAGAUGUACGAGGUCGUGCGAGGGGGCAGGAACAGCCAAGGACAGCUCAUAGCUGAGCCUUUCUUCCAGCUUCCCUCCAGGAAGGACUACCCUGGCUACUACCAGCAGAUCAGCCAGCCCAUCUCCUUGCAACAGAUCCGAGAUAAGAUGAAGAACAACGAAUAUGAGAGUGUGGAGCAGAUGGACAGCGAACUGAACCUGAUGUUUGAGAACGCCAAGCGGUACAACACGCCCAACUCGCGUGUUUACAAGCGGGCCCUCAAGCUACAGCAUCUCCUGCAGCUGAAGAGGAAGGACCUAUUGCGGAGAGAGGAGGAGGAUGGUGAUAGUAUGCUCUCAUCCACGCUGUCAGACGGUGGUUGCACCAAACGUAAAAGUCAUAAGAAGAAUACCAAGAAGAACCGCAUGAAGGUUCUGUUCCAGGCAGUGACUGAGGCUCGCGUGCUGGGCACUGGCCGCCGACUCUGUGACCUUUUCAUGGUUAAACCCUCCAAGAAGGACUAUCCCGACUACUACAAGAUCAUCCUGGAGCCCAUGGACCUGCGCACUGUCGACCACAACAUCCGCGCGGACAAGUACGCCAAUGAGGACAUCAUGGUGGAGGACUUGAAGCUGAUGUUUCGCAACGCCAGGCAUUACAAUGAAGAGGGCUCCCAGGUGUACAACGACGCCAACACCCUGGAGAAGAUCAUGAGAGAGAAACGGAGGGAGCUCGGGCCCCCGCCCGACGACGACAUCGUCUCUCCAAAAAUCAAAAUAAGGAAGAGUGGCAUUUCACCGAAGAAGUCCAAGUACUUGACCCCUCUGCAGCAGAAGUUGAGCGAGCUGUACGAGGCGGUGAAGAACUACACGGACAAGCGUGGCAGACGCCUCAGCACCAUCUUCCUGCGGCUGCCCUCGCGGGCGGAGCUCCCGGACUACUACGUGGCCAUCAAGAGGCCAAUAGACAUGGAGCGGGUGAAGAGUCACAUGCUGGCCAAUAAGUACCAGGAUGUGGAUGCGCUGGUGGAAGACCUGGUGCUGAUGUUCAACAACGCGUGUACCUACAACGAGCCCGAGUCACUCAUCUACAAGGACGCGCUUGUGCUGCACAAGGUCCUCCUGGGGACCAGGCGGGACUUGGAGGGCAGUGACGACGCCCACGUCCCCGACGUGCCCCGCCUCUUGCAGGACAUGAUCCGCAGCCUCUUCGUGUCCGUGCUGGGUCACCAGGACGACGAAGGCCGCUGCUACAGCGACUCGCUGGCGGAGAUCGCGGCCGAAGACCCCAGCCAUCCCGACAGGCCUAAGCUGAACUUCGAGAUCAUACGCGCCAACGUGGACAAGGGGCGUUACAAGCGCCUGGACGUCUUCCAGGACCACAUGUUUGAGGUGCUAGAGAAGGCCAGGCGCAUGUACAGGACUGACUCGGAGAUCUACGAGGACGCGGUGGAGCUGCAGCAGUUCUUCAUACGGAUCAGAGAUGAGCUGUGCAAGAAUGGCGAGAUUCUCCUGAGCCCGGCCCUCAGCUACACCUCCAAACACCUGCACAGCGACGUGGACAAGGAGAAGAAGGAGAAACUCCCCAAGGAGCUGGAGGAGGACAAGCUGAAGAGGGAGGAGGAGAAAAAAGAAGCAGAGAGGAGUGAGGACUCGUCUGGUGGGAUGGGCCAGGGAUGUCUCCAGCGUACGUACAGUCAGGACUGCAGUUUCCGUGACCGGAUGUACCACGUAGGAGACUACGUCUAUGUAGAGCCCGCCGAAGCCAAUCUGCAGCCCCACAUUGUGUGCAUAGAGCGCCUCUGGCAGGACGACGCAGGGGAGAAGUGGCUUUACGGCUGCUGGUUCUACAGACCAAACGAGACCUUUCAUCUGGCCACACGCAAAUUCCUGGAGAAAGAGGUUUUCAAAAGUGACUACUACAACAAAGUCCCCGUCAGCAAAAUUCUGGGCAAAUGCGUCGUCAUGUUUGUUAAGGAGUACUUCAAGCUGAGCCCAGAGGGCUUCAGAGCCGACGAUGUUUUUGUCUGCGAGUCCCGUUACUCGGCCAAGACCAAGUCCUUCAAGAAGAUCAAGAUGUGGACCAUGCCCCUGAGCUCUGUGAAAUUCUUCCCUCGCGACACACCUUUGCCCGUGGUGCGGGUGGCCUCUAUGUUUGCCCCGAAGCAGGACAGCGAGAAGACCUCAGAACCAACAGAGGACAACAAAACCACUGCCUCCAUUAUUGAUAAGGAGAAGGCAGACGUGCCGAUGGAGGUGAGCAACGGUGAGCCGGGCUGCCAGUACUACGAGCAACUCUGCUACAACGACCUUUGGCUCAAAGUAGGCGACUGUGUCUACGUGCGCUCUCACGGCCUAGUGCGCCACCGCGUGGGCAGGAUCGAGAAAAUGUGGGUGCGCGACGGUGCCGCCUAUUUUUUCGGACCGAUCUUCAUCUACCCGGAAGAGACCGAACACGAGCCCACCAAGAUGUUUUACAAAAAGGAGGUGUUCCUUAGCAACCUGGAAGAGGCCUGCCCCAUGACUUGCAUUACAGGCAAGUGCGUGGUGUCUUCGUUCAAAGACUACUUGUCGUGCCGUCCGACUGAGGUGCCGGAGGAGGACGUGCUGCUGUGUGAGAGCCGCUACAUCGAAAGCGAGAGGCAGAUGAAGAAGUUUAAAGGCUUGAAGCGUUUCCCUCUCUCUGCCAAAGUAGUGGAGGACGAAAUCUAUUAUUUUAGGAAGCUGAUGGUGCCCCAAAAAGAGCCAUCCCCCCUGCUGGAUAAGAAAAUCGAGGAGCUGGAGGCCAAGUUUGCUGACAUGACGGAUGAGGAGCUGGAAGACCUGGGUGACGACGAUGGUGAAGGCUCUGAUGCUCAGGGCAUGCCACAGCUGCAGACGCCGCUGGCCAGCGACCUGGACAUUAUCCCGUAUGCUCCUACGCAGUCCCUGCCCAAGUCCAUAAAGGGCCUGUCGAAGAAGGAGGGUUCGAAGAGGAAGAUCAAUAUGAGUGGCUACAUCCUGUUCAGCAGCGAGAUGCGGGCGGUGAUCAAGGCUCAGCACCCAGACUUCUCGUUCGGGGAGCUGAGUCGCCUCGUCGGCACCGAGUGGCGGAACCUGGAGUCGGCCAAGAAAGCCGAGUAUGAAGAGCGGGCAGCCAAAGUAGCCGAGCAGCAGGAGCGCGAGAGAGCGUCCCAUCAGCAGAACUCCCCGAGAGCAGGUACCCCAGUAGGGGCGCUCAUGGGGGUGGUGGCCUCUCCGAUCCCUAUGGGGAUGCUUAACCCCAGCAUGACCCCUAUGGCAGGCAUGAUGGGUAGUUUCCGGCCGCCCGUUGAUGGCAUUGUCAGUGUGGCUGGCAUGCCGUCACAUCAUAUGGGGGUGCCUGUGUUACCCCACCACUUCCCACCGGGCAUGUCCAGCUUCCCGGGCAUGCCGCACCUGGGUGUGAAUGGCAUGGUCGCGGGGCCUACAGGAAACCCCUAUGGAUCUCAGGUGGGUGGGAUGGGUCCUAGCCAGCAAGCACCACCACCCUACCCAGGGCAGGGGCAUGUGGGACAGCCUGCCCUUCUGCAGCCAUCCACCCCUAUAUUUGUGGCACCUCCACCCAAACCACAACGACUCCUUCACUCUGAAGCCUACCUGAGGUACAUAGAGGGACUCAAUGCUGAAUCGUCCACUGUUAGCAAAUGGGACCAGACUCUGUCAGCUCGAAGAAAAGAUGUACGCCUCACGAAAGAACAAGAAAGCAGACUUCCCACUCACUGGCUGAAAAGCAAGGGGGCCCACACCACCAUGGCCGACGCUCUGUGGCGGCUACAGGACCUCAUGCUCCGAGACACCCUAAACAUUCGACACACUCACAACAUACACAAAAUCUAACUCUGACACAUCCAGCGUCAGUACCGGAUGGAUUUUCCUUGCUCUAACACACCUGAUUUGACUGAUUUUGGUGAAGUUAAGCUAGUGUAAUCGGCUGUUUUGAAUCAAGAAAAUACUAAAUUCUGCCACCUUGGACUGGUGCACCAGUGGUCUAAACCAUUUCUGUUCAUUCUGUACUAGAGAAGUUCAUUCUGUAAUAGAGUUUUCAUAUGUGGGUUUGUAAAACAUGUACGUCUGGCCAGUUGGCUUUUUAUUGUUAAUUCGAUUCAUAGCACUUUGAACACAUUUGUGUCUUAAGUUUGUUAUUAACUGUAGCUAUUAAGAUAGACAAACAUUUUCAUAAAAUGUUGUAAAACAUCAAUUGUUGAUUCUCUUCUCCAUUACUUUUUAAAAACUUUAAAGUUGAAGUCUUUGGGCACUUUUGAAAUCAUCCUUGGUUCAGUAAAAUGGUUACCUACCUGAGGUGAGUGGGGCUGUUUAUGGUUUUGCUUGUUUGUUUUUGGUUUGUUGCCAUAUGAAGGGUGAUUUUCAUAAUUUCUUAUUUUGAUUAAUUGUAAUUCAUUUCGGUGCAAAUAACAUUUGCUGCUGAAUCAAUGUUUCAAUAAACCGUUUCCAAUUACAUUUUGAA